This is a messenger RNA of Rhinolophus ferrumequinum (greater horseshoe bat), 1040 nucleotides long. Its product is annotated as 40S ribosomal protein S3a-like. The transcript has 2 exons. The record is from RefSeq and is a predicted model, not a curated record. Gene Ontology annotation, molecular function: structural constituent of ribosome. Gene Ontology annotation, biological process: translation. Lineage: Eukaryota; Metazoa; Chordata; Mammalia; Chiroptera; Rhinolophidae. Bases 171 to 377 code for a protein of 68 amino acids. Gene Ontology annotation, cellular component: ribosome.
CGUUGGGCCAUCUCCAUUUGAGGACUGGAGUCAGGCGCCUUCCUCGCUAGUUGAGAUGCUGCAAAGAAACAGCCACCUCCCAUGAUAAAAUAAGAGGUUCUUCGGCUGGUUUAAUAAUCAAAAUGAUGUAAGACAUUAACAGGAACCCUUUUGGCUCUCUGAGCAGCACCAUGGUGGUGGACAAGAACAAGUGGCUUUGGAAAGGAGGCAAGAAAGGUGCCAAGAAGAAAGUGGCUGACCCAUUUUCUAAGAAAGAUUGGUCUGAUGUGAAAGCACCAGCUGUGUACCAUCUAAGAAAUAUUGGGAAAGCAGUAGUCACGAGAACUGAAGGAACCAAAAUCAUGUCUGAUGGUCUCAAGGUUGCGAUUUUGAAGUGAGCCCAGCUGAUCUGCAGAACGAUGAAGUUGCAUUUAGAAAAUUCAAGCUAAUCAGGAUGUUCAGGGCAAAAACUGCCUAAUUUCCACGGCCUGGAUCGUACCUGUGACAAAAUGUGCUCCAUGGUAAAAAAAUGGCAGACCGUGAUUGAAGCUCAUGCUGCUGGUAAGACUACCGAUGCUUAUUUGCUUUGUCUAUUCUGUGUUGGUUUUACUAAACAAACAAACAAACAAAAAAUGCAACAAUCAGCUUUGGACAACCUCUUAUGCUCAGAAUCAACAGGUCCACCAAAUCUGGAAGAAGAUGAUGGAAAUCAUAACCUGAACGGUGUAGACAAAUAACUUGAAAGAAGUAGUCAACAAAUUGAUUCCCAAUAGCACUGGAAAGGCCUGCCAAUCUAUCUCUCCGCUCCAUGAUGUCUUUGCUAGAAAAGUCAAAAUGCUGAAGAAGCCCAAGUUUGAACUGGGAAAACUCAUGGAGCUUCAUGGUGAAAGUAGCAGUUCUGGAAAAGCUACUGGGGAUGAGACAGGUGCUAAAGUUGAAAAAGCUGACGGAUAUGAAUCCCCAGUCAAAGAAUCUGUUUAAAAUUCAGACUUCUCAUGGUAACAAAUAAAACCUACUUGUGAGUUUUUUAAAAAGACAUAAAAGACAUUAACAAAGGGGCA